AUGGAUCAAAUGCUGCCAAGUCCUUACAAUAUACCGGGGAUAGGCACCCCACUCCAUCAACCAGAAGAAGAUCAACAAAUCUUGCCUAAUGCUAUGCAACAACAACAUCAGCAGCAACAACAACAACAACAGCAGCAACAACAUUCUCUGGUGUCCUUGGGUUCGUCACCUCUGGUUGGUUUUGGCGCUUCUAUUAUGGGUACUCCACAGAGGACGAUGCACACAUAUGCGCCUACAGCAAGCUAUGCUACCCCACAGCAAAUGAUGCAGCCACAAACUCCACAAAAUUUAAUGUCACCAAUGAUAACCGGGGGAAACAUAGCUGGUUCACAAAUGUUAAGUCAGGCCAGCCCAGCCCCUAUGACACCUAUGACUCCACACUCUGCAGAUCCUGGAAUACUGCCCCAAUUACAGAAUAUUGUAUCAACAGUGAAUCUUAAUUGUAAGCUGGAUUUAAAGAAAAUAGCUCUCCAUGCUCGUAAUGCUGAAUACAAUCCAAAACGAUUUGCAGCAGUUAUCAUGAGAAUAAGAGAACCUAGGACUACAGCCCUUAUUUUUUCGUCUGGUAAAAUGGUUUGUACAGGAGCCAAAAGUGAAGAAGAUUCAAGGUUAGCUGCUAGAAAAUAUGCCAGAAUUAUUCAAAAACUUGGAUUUACUGCAAAAUUUUUAGAUUUUAAAAUACAAAACAUGGUUGGCAGUUGUGAUGUUAAGUUUCCCAUUCGCCUUGAAGGUUUAGUACUCACUCAUGGUCAAUUUAGCUCUUAUGAACCUGAACUUUUUCCUGGACUUAUUUAUCGAAUGGUUAAACCCAGAAUAGUGUUACUUAUUUUUGUUUCUGGGAAAGUAGUACUGACUGGUGCCAAAGUGCGUCAAGAAAUCUAUGAAGCAUUUGAUAAUAUAUAUCCUAUCCUUAAGAGUUUCAAAAAGCAA
Messenger RNA from Brenthis ino (lesser marbled fritillary), 930 nucleotides. NCBI's taxonomy places the organism in Eukaryota, Metazoa, Arthropoda, Insecta, Lepidoptera, Nymphalidae. The record is from the annotation of a GenBank genome assembly.